CUGGUAACCAUAUUCUAAAUUAAUUAAAUAAAACCACUUAAUCCACUGAAAGAUAUAUUUGAAAAAUAAUAUUAAGAGGAGUGAUGCCCAUUGUUAGGCAAGGUAGCUAGAGUGAUGAUGUCAUGUCCUCCAUUGUGACACGUCCCCUGCUGAGUGACUUGGCUGAGAACUUUGGGCAGACCAACUAUUUGAAUUUAAUGAUUGUAUUUGGUGAGAGUGUAUUUCUGGAGAUAAUGAAGGUUCAGUCGUCCCGCUUGUAAGUAGAAUCUCUUAUUCUUCCCCCUAUUUCUUUAGCUAUCCCUUAAGAUUUAGACACAUAGGGAGCCAGGUCAUGGUUAGAUUAAUUUUUAAAGAUUGUCCUCAGGGCCCCCUUAGAUGCUUUCAAGGAAAUAGCUGGGAGUGCAGGGAUAGAGAGUAUCGAGGAAAUAAUCCGUUUCGUGACCUUCUUUCUUUUCUUUCCUAGAUCUCGCUGUCUGUGCAGAUUGCGAGAACUGCUGGCCUCCUGUUGCCGUGCCACCAAAAUCCAUCCCCUGGACCAUUUGGAGGAGGAUACAGUAAUGGUUGAUCGCAGAAAGAUUAGAAUUCAUACGAUUUAUGUGAGACCGAGGGACCAGGGGAUGGAUGCCACCAGUGAUUCCACCAGUGGUGAGUGUUGAUCUUUGUUCACGAAGAACAGGGAGGCCAGAGAGAAUCUGGCUGGCUGGGGGGCGGGGAGGCAGCUCCCUGAUUUAAGAAGAGUUUAGGGAUUGGAUGAGGAAGGGAGAAUAAUGUGGGCCACUUGGAGAUCCUUGCAGUAAUAAUCAAUGGAAAUAUUAAGAAUCUUUUCUGUUCUUUUCUCUUCCAGGCAGCGGCAACAGUGAGGCCAGCAGCUCAAGCUGAGCUCCCCCACCAAGGCCCAGUUCCCCCUUCCCCAAUUAAAUACCUUUUCAAUUAAAUACCUUCUAAUAAAGGUUUUAUUACAAAUA
Messenger RNA from Podarcis lilfordi (Lilford's wall lizard), 965 nucleotides. NCBI's taxonomy places the organism in Eukaryota, Metazoa, Chordata, Lepidosauria, Squamata, Lacertidae. The record is from the annotation of a GenBank genome assembly.